Molecule: messenger RNA, 4111 nt
Organism: Seriola dumerili (greater amberjack)
Lineage: Eukaryota; Metazoa; Chordata; Actinopteri; Carangiformes; Carangidae
Gene: ehbp1l1a
Product: EH domain-binding protein 1-like protein 1
Exons: 19
Coding region: 165-2498 (777 amino acids)
Molecular function (GO): protein binding
Source: RefSeq, a predicted model, not a curated record
UGAGGAGCGGGUCACACGCCGCUAGAGAGGAGCUGUCAGCGGAGCAGGUGGAGUUUCUCCGGUGAAGUACCAGCAGAGGGACACGGACGCGGCGACACACGUUUCCUCCGGGUUAAUGUCGGUUUAUCACGUCUUUGAGAGAGAGUUAUUCGACAGGUCCGACCAUGACUUCGGUGUGGAAGCGGCUCCAGCGGGUCGGAAAGAAAGCGUCCAAGUUCCAGUUCGCUGCCUCCUUUCAAGAACUGAUGGUGGAGUGCACAAAUAAAUGGCAACCAGACAAACUGAGAGUGGUGUGGAUCAGGAGGAGCAGACGUCACAGCACAAAGCUCCACAGUUGGCAGCCAGGGAUCAAGAACCCCUACAGAGGCCUGGUGGUUUGGCAGGUUCCAGAGAGUUUAGACAUCACUGUCACACUCUUCAAGGAAGCAACUGCAGAGGAGUUUGAAGACAAAGACUGGACCUUUGUCAUUGAAAAUGAGACAAAAGGCCGUAGGAAGGUGCUGGCAUCAGUUGAUGUCAACAUGAAGAAGUACGCCAGUGCCACGCCGGCCCAGUAUGACGUAACACUGAAGCUCAAACCACUGUCUGUCAAAGUGGUGGAAGCCACGCUCAAACUCACCCUGUCCUGUGUGUUUCUCAAAGAAGGGAAGGCCACAGACGAGGACAUGCAGAGUUUGGCCAGUCUAAUGAGCAUGAAGCAGAGCGACAUUGGCAAUCUGGAUGAUUUUAAUGACAGUGAUGAUGAAGUUGGAGAGGAGAGACGGGCCAGCUUUGGAACUGGACAUGCUGCUCAUGUUACUGAAUUCAAAAGACAGUUGAGCACACUGAGUGAAGAGGAUAACCAGAAUACAACACCUACAAGCCCUGAUGCUGAUACCUCUACUGGCUGGAGGCCAGAUCCGUCCAGAGCUUCAGAACAGAAAAGAGACGUGCACUUUGGAAUCAAGGUCGUCAAGACAUCAGCAGGGCAAAGGGAGAGAGCAGAAGAUUCUUCAGGUCAGCCAGUACCUGUGUCUUGUGGCAAGAAGCGUUUGAGUGGUUCCUACCUACAUGACAGCAAGUCACAAGUUGCUGGCCUCCAUCAAACCAGUGAACCAACAACACAGCAUAGUAGACCUGCAGAUGGGGCUGCUGCUCCAGAAAGCUUAAUGGCCACUCCCACCUUAGUGACUUCCAGCCAGUCUCUACUGGAGUGGUGUCAAGAAGUCACCCAGGGUCACAAGGGAGUAAAGAUCACCAACUUCAGCACCUCUUGGAGGAACGGCCUGGCCUUCUGCGCCAUAUUACACCACUUCCAUCCAGAGAAGAUUAAUUAUGAAAUGCUGGACCCGUAUGACAUCAAACACAACAACAAAAAGGCUUUUAAUGGCUUUGCUGAACUUGGCAUUUCCAGGCUGAUGGAGCCCUCAGACAUGGUCAUGCUAGCAGUGCCUGACCGCCUCAUUGUCAUGACCUACCUCAACCAGAUCCGCACCCAUUUCACAGGCCAGCAACUCAGUGUGCUUCACAUAGACAAGGACAGCAGCGAGUCCAGCUAUGCGGUGGCAGGGGAGCGGGACAGCCCAGAGGACCCCGAGGCAACUGUUCGCUACUGCGCCCAGCGGCUCCAGGAGGAGGGUAUCAGCCUGGAGACUAAUGGAACUGCAGGCACUGCAGAGAAGGACAGUAAAACCAGUAGGGAUGUGGUUCCACCUCCCAGAACUAAACGGUUGCAGGGUGCUGGGGCAGGUGGGGCUCAGUCUCCUGUGGCACCACCAAGGACCAGUUUCCUAUCCAAGUCAGGUUUCUCUCAUGUCAAAGACGCUGAUCUGGUGAAGAAACGAAGGUCACAGAGGAGGAGCGGAUCAGUGGAUGAAGUAGACAUAUCAGUAAUGGCGGGGCAAGAAGAGAGUGCAACUGGCCGCAGGAAGUCAGACACUGAGAGAACCGAGGCUGUAGUUGAGGAGGGACGACCGGAGGGCCAGGAUGCCAGUCAGUAUGUUCUGAGUCAGAUGGAAGCCCUGGAAGCAGAACAAAAUCAUAUUGAUAACAGAGCAUGUGCGGUGGAGAGGAAUCUCAGACAACUCCUGGAAACAGGUAGUGACAAGGUGGAGGAGGAGAGGUUGAUCCAGGAAUGGUUUAUGCUGGUUAACAAGAAGAACGCUCUAAUCAGGAGGCAGGACCACCUGCAGCUGCUAUGUCUCACGUCUUCUAAUGCAUCUCUUGUGAUUGGCAGGCUGGAAGAACAAGACCUGGAAAGACGAUUUGAGUUGUUAAACAAAGAGCUGAGAGACAUGAUGGCGAUCGAAGAGUGGCAGAAAAGUCAGGCCCAUAAACACAGAGAGCAGCUGCUUCUGCAGGAGCUGGUGUCACUGGUCAACCAGAGAGACGAACUGGUCCACAAUAUGGACGCCCAAGAGAGAGGAGCUCUGGAGGAGGACGAACGUCUGGAGCGAGGUCUGGAGCAGCGGAGGAGGAAGUACGCUAAACAGCAGAAGGAGAAGUGUGUGAUGCAGUGAUGGUGGCGACCUCCAGUCUGUGGAGCGCUCAGUCGCCUGUCUGACACGAAGUGGGUUCGAGACAAAACCAAGGCUGGGACAGUGGUGCCUGGUCGUCUGACUGACCGACUGGUUUUAAGUCAGCAGUGAGAGGACGAUCAGGCCGUCAACGUAGCUGAAGUGUAUUUGUACCAGAGAACAGGGUGAACAUGUGUGAGGGGUCUGAGACAUGUCAGCUGUGUUUAGUGUUAUUUUUGUUUGCUUCGCCUUUUGAUUGUCAUAAAACGUGGCUGCAUUUUAUGACCAAAGGUGAUUGAGGUGAUUGAGGCGGGCCAACGCAUCAUCCAUCUACCAAACCGUGCGGGAGGGUCAGCGCUCAGCGGAGGAGGCCUCGCCGCCUCAGAGAGCUGCUGCUGGGGCCUGUAGACUGUUUGCUUUGCAGUUUCUGUGCUGUGCUUUAGUGGCUGUUGUGAUUUUGAAUGUGAAGUGUGUUUGAUUGAAAGUUUUCUACAGAUAUGAGCCAAAAAGAUUAAGGUUGACCGCUGUGGGUUCUUGAAGACUGACACCAGUACUGCCAGGUUUGGAUUGUACCUGCUGAAAACCAAAAUCUAGUGCCAAUUCUCCAAAAUGACAAGGAUUCAGUGUUUCCUGAUGAAGGGUGAGAACGCCUCAGAUCCCAUCAUCUGAUUGGUUACGUUUAGGCUUAGGUUACUCAUGGUUAAAGCCAUUUAAAAUGAACUCACCGCAGAGGAAAUUACACUUUUUGAAUAUGAAAUUCAUCACCACAGUUGCCUUACGUUCUACGUUCUACGUUCUACGAGCAGAUUCACUGACUGCGGUGAACCCGCUGGAGUUGAACCUCGGUCAUGUCACCCAGCACGUGUGUUCAGAUGUGUUUGUUGUUUUGCUUUAUCUUUUCCUUCAAGCUGAAAAUGUGUCCAUUUGGAAAAUAGAAGGUAAAUCUAAUGUAGAUGUUUAUAGAUGUUUUCAUACUGUUUGACUGCAGGUGCCAAUGAGGUGCAAGGGCAAGGAAAGCAGGAUCCGAAUCAGCCUUCUAACUAACUUAUUGGAUUCAUUUAAAGUUUUAUGUAUUUUAAACAAAGCUCAGAGUCUUUAUUCAUUAUUGUAGCGUUUUAGAAAAUGUUCAUAGAAACCGGAACAUCUCCAUGAGACUUGUACAUAUAGGUUUGUUUUUGCUGCCAUAAAUUACACCUGUAAUUUAUUUUUCAAAAUGGGGAAAAAAAAACUUUUACAUCACACAAAUGUAGUUUUCUGAAGUGAAAGGUGAAAGUGUGAAUGUUCCUGCGUGACAGAAGCCGAAUCUUCAUUUACACAACAUUAACAUUUGCUAAAAGUGAAUUGGCGUUUCAUCUUGUUCCAAAAUUGAAAGGAAACUUCCUCCUUGUCUUUGCACUGAACAGUCACAUGUUUUUACUUCAGUCGAGUGUGUUCAGUAACAGGCAGCGACACUUCUGGGCCUGACUGGUUUUAUUUGUGUGUAAAGGUUUGCAGUUCUCGUGAUGCCAUACUGCUGAGUGUAGCAGGUCUGACCACCUACAGCUGGUCGAAAUGGUGACUGUGGUUUCAUGUUAUAUUUGCACUAUUUGUAAAGUUUUACAAAUAUAAAAGAUUUG